Durusdinium trenchii is the source of this 3066-nucleotide messenger RNA. NCBI's taxonomy places the organism in Eukaryota, Dinophyceae, Suessiales, Symbiodiniaceae. The record is from the annotation of a GenBank genome assembly.
AUGCCGGGGUCUGCAUUUAUGACCGCGGGACGAAGCGCCUGCAUGAACACGAGCCAUCGCCUCGCGAAGGACGAUCAAGACUUCCUGGCCUCGUGCCCGGGGAACUCGCCUAGACCUCUUGCUGGUCGGCUUGGUGGUAUUUGCCCAGGGGGUCAAUAUUGGCCGCCACACUACUCUGCCGGGCGCUACCAGCAGAAGGACACGAUUUCCUCCACGCGCGCCACGCACACGGAAGCUGCGAUCAAAGCUCCAGCCCAAUCCUUCAGGGAUCUCACAGUCCAUGGCUGGGGCCAUGGGACUGGCUAUUGUCCCAACACCGCUUCCAUUCGAGGUGUUGACUGGGCUCAUAAGGAGACCACAGAUGUGUUCCGGACCACUUACAAUGAGACGAUGACCUCGUCGUCGAACUCGCUGGCCUCGACGUGGACCUGCAUGACGUCGCCGCGGAACCGUUUCGGUGGCCUGGCUCUGACCCUCCGCGUCGGCCGUCGCGGUCGUGGCGCGAAUUUAAAUGGAUGCAGCGAUGCAGCUGUGCUGAAAGCUGGUGGAGAGCCGCUGGCCAGUGAAACUGCCAGCUUCCAUAGGUCUCGCUGCACGGGCUUCCUAUCUCAGCCCAGCUUUUGGCAAGAGGAAGGCAGCUUCAGCAAAGGUUCGAUUUUGGCUGGCUGGCGAGCCACACGGAUGAGGCCAUUGCCAGAGCAAAUGCCUGGUUGCCGCACGUGGGCGUUGAACCAAGAGGGUGCCCGGAUCUUUCGCGCGGACGCCAACCGGACCUUCCGGAGCGAGUGCGGCGCCGAAGCCAACCGACGCCUUCAACUCAUUUCUUCCCUUUGGCCUCUUUAUCGCAUCGCUCAGCAGCAGAAGUUCGGCGACUACCAGCAGUAUGUGGCAGGUCUUCUUCUGCUCUUCUUUGACCCAGUCUUGACCGUGUUGAACGACAGCCCGAAGUACCUCCCUGGCUAUUGGCGGGGUGAGGCCACGGCCUGUGCGGUGGAUGGCUAUGUGUGCGAGGGCUUGCUGAAGCCACAUCUGCGGGCGUUUCAAUUCUUCUUGUCCUUCUUCGACACCUUCGAGGAUGAGAUCAUGAGGGCUGCGAACAAUCCUGAGGUGAGUCUCCCGGCCGUCUCCCGGCCUUCCGGCUGUGGACUCGCGCGAGGUGCGCAUCACGCGGAGCGAGCGUCCGGUCACGAGGCCAACAUGCUGAUCCGCUUUGAGUCCGCUCCAGAGGACCGGCUGCGACAGGAGGCGAGCGCGCAGAGAUAUGUGGCCACCAUUCAGUCGUCCGGGCUCUUAGCGCCGUCCUCGAAGCGCCGAGCUCAGAACACCAAGCUGAAGCUGGACGUGCACAAGUGUCGCAUCUCCGCCUUUCAGGACGGCGGUUUCGGUGCUUCAGAAGACCGUGAUGUGUCACAGCUGGAGGUUUCAGCCAAGAUGAACCUCUUCACUCUCUCUGGGCGAUCUGUCAGCAGAUACUGCAGGAUCCGAUUUGCCAAAUGCCCAGCAGGAUCGAGAAUCGCAAGAAGAUGCAGCAGCGAGGCAAAAGGCUCCAAAGGUGGUCCUACUUCAGGUCCUCGAGCCAAUCCGAAGGACACGAAAGGCGUCUCCGCGUCCAAAGCCACGGACUUCGCCACGUGGUACACGCAGGUGAUCACGCGUGGUGAGAUGAUCGAGUACCACGACAUCAGUGGGUGCUACGUCUUGCGGCCCUGGUCCUUCUUCAUUUGGGAAGAAAUCUCUCGCAUGCUAGAUGCUGGGAUCAAAGAUCUGGGGGUGCAAAAUGCCUAUUUCCCUUGCUUUGUGAGUCAGGAGAUGUUGGAAGUGGAGAAAAGCCACCUCGAAGGCUUCGCUCCUGAGGUGGCCUGGGUGACGCGCUCGGGCGAGUCGCAGCUGGCGAAGCCCAUUGCUUUGCGGCCCACCAGCGAGACCAUCAUGUAUCCCUUCUUCGCCAAGUGGAUCCGAUCGCAUCGAGAUUUGCCACUGAAAUUGAAUCAAUGGGCGAAUGUCGUGCGAUGGGAAUUUCGCCAACCAACGCCUUUCCUGCGCACACGAGAGUUCUUGUGGCAGGAAGGCCACACGGCCCAUGCCACAGCAGAGGAGGCGCAGGAGAUGGUGGAUGCUGCGUUGGAGCUCUAUGAGCGAACGUAUACUGAGCUGCUGGCAGUGCCGGUCCUUAAGGGAAUGAAGUCUGAAGAGGAGAAGUUUGCUGGAAGUCUCCAUAGCCAGACCUUGGAAGUCUUCAUUCCAGCCACCGGCCGCGGAAUCCAGGCAGCCACGUCCCACCAUUUGGGGCAGAAGUUUGCCGAGAUGUUCGGGAUCCACUUUGAGGACGACUCGGGUCGGAGGCAACUGGUGCAUCAGAGCUCCUGGGGCAUGACGACUCGGUCCCUGGGAAUCAUGAUCAUGGUGCAUGGCGACGACAAAGGCCUGGUGCUACCUCCCAGAGUGGCGCCGGUGCAGGUCGUUCUAAUUCCCAUUGCCAGCAAGGGAGAUGCAGCAGGUGAGUUUAAAUGCUGGCAGCUCAUGGAGGAGUUGAAGCUGCAUGGCAUCCGCGCAGAGGUGGAUGCUCGAGGCAACUAUACGCCUGGUUGGAAGUUCAACUGGUGGGAGCUGAAAGGUGUGCCACUGAGAGUGGAGGUCGGGCCACGGGACCUGGAUCGUGGGACGUGCCGAGUGGUCCGGCGCCUGGAUGGCUCCAAGAAGGAUGUGGAGCAGUCACAGCUGGCGGCCAUUGUCAGAGAUGACUUGAAGGACAUCCACGCGGCCAUGCUCCGAAAGGCCACUGAGGAGCGCGAUGCUGGCAUUGCCAAGGUCAUGGACUGGAGUGAGGUCGUGCCGAUGCUGAAGCAAAAGAAACUCAUCUUAGCUCCCUGGUGUGAGACUGCUGCGUCGGAGCUGCUCAUCCGGCGGCGAACGAAAGAGGCAGAGGAUGGAAAGGAAGCUGCGCUGACUGGUGCGAUGAAGAGCCUCUGCUUGCCGUUUGACCAGCCACCACUGCCGAGCGGUACGAAGUGCUUCUUUACAGGAGAGCCCGCAAGAAGGUGGUGCUUGUUCGGCCGCAGCUACUGA